Polychytrium aggregatum is the source of this 3954-nucleotide messenger RNA. Its product is annotated as P-loop containing nucleoside triphosphate hydrolase protein. Gene Ontology annotation, molecular function: ABC-type transporter activity; ATP hydrolysis activity; ATP binding. The transcript has 11 exons. The annotation marks the transcript as partial. Gene Ontology annotation, biological process: transmembrane transport. The record is from RefSeq and is a predicted model, not a curated record. Gene Ontology annotation, cellular component: membrane. NCBI's taxonomy places the organism in Eukaryota, Fungi, Chytridiomycota, Chytridiomycetes, Polychytriales.
CGCAGAAAGGAUAAGAAACAGAGUGAUCCCGCCGUUCCGUUUCUUCAGCUGUUUCGCUUUGCCGAUGCCACCGACCGUCUUCUUAUCGCGCUGGGAGUUAUUACCAGUAUGGGCAUCGGUGCCCUCAUUCCGAGCGCCGUCCUGGUGCUUGGAAGCUUCUUGGGCAGCGCCAGCAGCCUGGCUGCGUCGCCGAGCCUCCCGGCCGGAUCCCACAUGGACGCAAUUGACCCGCAGCCCAUGUACAACAUCAUCCUGAUCUUUGUGUAUUUUGCGAUCGCGAUGAUGUUCUGCGGGUACUUCACCCAAGUCUUCUGGGUUAUUGCCGGUGAAAACCAGACCCGUCGUAUCCGUCGGCUAUUCGUGCGCUGCGUCUUGCGCCAAGAUAUGGGCUGGUUCGAUCUGGCCGGCGAGGGUUCGCUCACAACUCGCCUCGCUCAAGACACUCAGCUCAUCCAGGAUGGCAUCUCGGAGAAGGCCGGAAUGUGCAUACAGUCCGUGAGUCAGUUCGUAACAGGAUUUGUCAUUGCAUUUACCAAAGGACCAAAACUCGCCGUGAUUCUGCUUGCGGCUCUCCCGCUCCUUGGCAUCGUCGGCACUUUGAUGGUUCGCGCGAUCAGCAAGUUCACCGGAAAGGGCCAAGAUGCUUAUGCCGGUGCAGGCGCAAUCGCUGAGCAAGUGUUCUUUGGUAUUCGCACUGUCUACUCGUUCUCCCUCCAGAAGCGGUUUUCUGACAAGUACGAAAAGGCUCUGGAGCAAGCCUUCAUCACGGACUACAAGAAGGGCCAGGCAUUGGGAACGGGAUUCGGCUCGUUUAUGCUUGUCAUGUUUUCCACUUAUGCUCUGGCCUUUUGGUAUGGAUCCAAGCUCGUCCUCAACUCGGAAAUGCAGGGACAAGAUGUCUUGGUUGUGUUCUUCUCGAUGAUCAUGGGCGCCAUGGCCCUGAUCAUGCUCCCAACAAACCUGUCGGCCGUCUCCAAUGCCCGUGGUGCUGCCUUCAAGAUCUACGCCAUCAUCGACCGUGUUCCCACCAUCGACUCGCUCUCGACCGAGGGAAAGAAGCCCGCCGAAGUCACCGGCUUUAUCCAGUUCAAGGAUGUCCACUUCACCUAUCCCUCCCGCCCGGACACCAAGAUCCUCCACGGCCUCACUCUCGACAUUGAAUCUGGCAAGACCGUGGCCUUUGUGGGGCCGUCCGGGUCGGGCAAGUCGACGAUUGUGCAGCUGAUCCAGCGAUUUUACGACCCCUCCGCCGGCGACGUCGUCCUCGACGGAAACAACCUCAAGGACCUCAACGUCUCGUGGCUGCGCCAGCACAUCGGAAUCGUCGGCCAGGAGCCCGUGCUGUUCAACACCUCCAUCAAGCAAAACAUCCUCAUGGGUGCCAUCGAGGAGGUCACCGAGUCGCAGCUGAUUAACGCCUGCAAGAUGGCCAACUGCCACGCAUUCAUCACAAAGCUCCCUCAAGGCUAUGACACCUCGGUCGGCGAACACGGCGGCAUGCUCUCUGGCGGCCAGAAGCAGCGCAUCGCCAUCGCUCGUGCUCUGAUCAAGAACCCCCGGAUCCUGCUGCUGGACGAAGCCACCUCGGCCCUCGACACCCAGUCCGAGCGCAUCGUGCAGGAGGCCCUCGACAACGCCUCCAAGAACCGCACGACGAUCGUGAUUGCGCACCGGCUGUCGACGAUCCGCAACGCCGACGUGAUCGUCGUCCUUGACCAUGGAGUGAUAGCCGAGAUCGGCAACCACAGCGAGCUGCUCAAGAAAGGCGGGGUGUAUGCCGGGCUUGUCGAGAAGCAGCGAAUCAAGAUGGAAGUCGAAACCACCCUCGCGAAGAACCUCAGCGGCUCCAAGGACUCUGGCAUGAACAAACAACAGGAAGGAAUUGUUGAGGAAAUCGAGGUCGAGAAGCAGGCCGAUACUGUUCCCCAAAAUGUUGUCGAGUCUGUCAAGGACGAAAACGGUCAGGUUGUCGAGACUCGCCUUGUUUUGGAUACGCACGAAGCACACCGCCAGGCUCUCAAGGCCGAAAAGGACCAAAAGAAGAAGGAGCUCGAUGCUCUCAAGAAGCAAGACGCCCCGAUUUGGCGCGUCAUUGAGAUGAUGAAGCCUGAAUGGGGGUACCUUGCCAUUGGCAUUAUCGGAGCACUUGGUGCUGGAACGGUGUUCCCAGUGUUUGCUCUGAUCUUCUCGACCGUCAGCAUCAUAUUGCUUGAUCCAUCCGAGAUCGAUCCCGGACCAUUCCAAGGCGCCAACCUGUACUCAUUUUUGUUCUUGAUCAUCGGUUUCGUCGCAUUUCUGUCCUACAACCUGCAAUUUUAUGGGUUCGAAAAAGCCGGCGCAGCCAUGUCCCGUCGCAUUCGUAUUAUGACCUUCAAGGCUAUGCUCCGCCAGGAGAUUGGGUAUUACGACGAAGAAGGCCACGGCGUCGGCGCUCUCACAUCGAAAUUGGCGGUGGAUGCAUCCAAAGUUGGCGAACUCGUUACAAAGGUCUGGGGAGACGUCGCCCAGCUCAUCAUCACAGCCCUAUGCGGACUCUUGAUUGCCUUCAUCAAUUCCUGGCAGCUCACCCUGAUCGUGUUGUGUGCCACACCGUUCCUUGCGAUCGGCUCCUUCUUUGAAGUCCGCAGCCGCCGUGGAUUUGAAGAUGCAUCCAAGAAGGCUUAUGAAGAAUCCGGAGAAAUCGCUGCCGAGGCGUUCAAAGAAAUCCGUACCGUUGCCGCGUUGUGUCGACAAGGCUAUUUCGAGGACAAGUACGACGCCAGCAUUGAUCAUCCACACAAGCUCGCCUUGCGAAAGGCCCAGGUCUCGUCCCUUGGAAACGGAUCCAACCAGGCAGCUUCCCAGCUUGCGAACGCUCUUGGCUUCUAUGCCGGCAUCCGUCUCGCUCUGGCAGGCAUCAUCGACUUCAAGCCUGUGUUUACUGUUCUGAUGGCCGUCAUGAUCACCGCACAAGGCCUCGGUCGCGCAUCCAAUUUCGUGGCCACGUAUACGGCGGCAAAGGUUGCUGCCAUCAGCACAUUCGAGCUCCUCGAUCGCGAGACUUCUAUUGACCCAGACAAACCGGGUCUCGAGGUGGAUAAAAUCGACGGAGCCUUUGAAUUCAAGAACAUCGAGUUUCGCUAUCCCGCCCGCCCGCUUCAGGCCAUCUUUGAAGGCAAGUUCAACCUCAAGGGCGAGAAGAACACCACUGUCGCCUUUGUCGGCCCCUCUGGCUGCGGAAAAUCCACCACUAUCGGCAUGCUCCAGCGUUGGUACGAUGCCGCUGCGGGCGAGGUCUUGGUCGACGGCAGGAACGUAAAGGAAUACCAGCUCCACAAUCUGCGCAAGCACAUGGCCCUGGUCGGCCAGGAGCCCGUCUUGUUCGACAUGACCAUCAAGGAAAACAUCCUGGCCGGAACCACACGAACCGAUGUCACGGACCAAGAGAUUGAAGAAGUUGCUAAGAUGGCGAACAUGAUGGUGUUCAUUGGAGAUUUCCCGGCACGCUUUGAUACUCGAGUUGGCGACAAGGGAUCGCAGCUCUCUGGCGGUCAGAAGCAGCGAGUCGCCAUCGCACGCGCCCUGAUCCGCAAUCCCCGCUUCCUGCUCUUGGACGAAGCAACGUCAGCCCUGGACUCUGAAUCCGAGAAGCACGUACAGCAGGCAAUCGACAACGCCAUCAAACAAGGCGGCCGCACCACAAUCACGAUUGCACACAGGCUCUCCACCAUCCAGGACGCCAAUAUGAUUGUCGUUAUUAAAGACGGAGAGGUGGUCGAGAAGGGCACCCACUUUGAACUCCUGGCUCUCAACGGAAUCUACAAUGCUCUCGUGAAGCAGCAGGAUCUCAACGCCACGUAAAUCCAUUCGCCAUUGGUUCCGGCUCACCCCUCCUGUGUUCAGAGACGAAAUUGCCGAAUCUCAUUAUUCGUUAUAAUCAUUAUUAUUGGUCAGUGGGUACCACUUCGCCUAUCA